Messenger RNA from Mesoplodon densirostris (Blainville's beaked whale), 2733 nucleotides. It is a transcript of the gene SP110, whose product is annotated as SP110 nuclear body protein. Lineage: Eukaryota; Metazoa; Chordata; Mammalia; Artiodactyla; Ziphiidae. The transcript has 20 exons. Bases 162 to 2327 code for a protein of 721 amino acids. Gene Ontology annotation, molecular function: DNA-binding transcription factor activity, RNA polymerase II-specific; protein binding; DNA binding. The record is from RefSeq and is a predicted model, not a curated record. Gene Ontology annotation, biological process: regulation of transcription by RNA polymerase II. Gene Ontology annotation, cellular component: nucleus.
CAGCCUGGCCCUCACCGUGUGUGGAGAAGCACAGACUUCCUGUUUCCCCCACUGGUAUCUCCCUGCCCUUCUCCCAGUGUCCCAGGAGCCAUCCUUGGCCAGCCCCCCGACCCAGAAGGAGGCAGGAACAGGUAGCAAUCUCAGCAUCCAGGAGAUUCACCAUGACCAGGACCUUGAAAGAGGCUCUUCUACAGCACUUUAUACAGCAGAAGCUGGAGAUUGCUUAUGCCAUAAACAAGCCAUUUCCCUUCUUUGAAGGCCUCCGAGACAACUUCGUCAUCACCGAGAGACUGUACCAGGAAUCUCUGGAAGCCUGUAGAAACCUGGUCCCUUUAUCCAGGGUCGUGUACAACAUCCUCACUCAACUGGAGAAUAGGUUUAGUCUGUCACUUCUGGAGAUGCUGUUCAGCCGAAUAAACCUGAGUGAAUACCCCAACUUGAUGACGACUCUCAAGAGCUUCAAAAGGGUUGUCAUUUCCAGCGGAGGGUGGAGCAGAAUCACACCGAUGCCUCUCGAAGCCGCAGCCAGCCCAGCAGGAAGGAGCUCCCUCGGGGCACUGCUGCCGCUGCCCACCUGCCAACACCCCCCAUCGAGCCGCCAGCCCUGUUCACCCAGUGUCAGCGAGCCCGGAGCACCUGCCCAGCCUAGCGCUGAGAUCCUGCAUGAGCAGCCCAGCCCUGCUGGCCUCACCGUGGCUCUCCCCAGAAUCAUCCAGGAAGGAAGUCUCACUCCGGUGUCCAGUGACAACCUGAUCCCCCAAAUAAAAGAUAAAGAAGACACUCAAGAGAUGUCCUGCACUCCAUCAGGCCCUGUGCCAGUGACAAGAGAUGAUGCUUCUGAACAAAGUGACCCAAAGGAGCUCCAAGAGGCAUCCAGGGCACCUCCCAGCAAGAAAGGAAAGAAGAGAAAAAGAAAUAUCUGGUUAACCCCAAAGAAGAGACACCGGAACAAAAACCUCCGGAGAGGGGCAGCCUUACCUGGGCAUGGAAUCCAAAAGAUGCUCCAAGUGGUGGAGCAGGUGACUCACGGGGAGGAUGACUCAACCAGGAACACAAAGGUCAUGACAAGAGCAAAAAACAGAAGGACAAAAUGUGCCCAAACGCCUGCACCAAAGGAGGUCAGUGAUGACACUUCAGAGAUGGAUGAAGGAAAGAGACCCCAGGAGCCACCCAGCACACCACCAAGACUCACCCACGGUAAAGAAAGGAAGAGAAAAAUACAUAGCUGUUCAAGUUCAAAAAAAAGACAGAAAAAGAGUCUCCCAAGAGGGUCAGCCUUACCUGGACGCAGAACCCAAGAGAUGCUCCAAGUGGUAGAUCAGGUGACUGAAAGGAAGGCCGACUCAACCAGAAGUUCGGAAGUCAUGACACGGGCCCAGAAAGCAAGGGCUAAAUGUGCCCCAAAGCCUGCAGCAAAGGAAAAGAAAAGGAUAAAAGAUGUCUGUUCAAGUGCAACAAAAAGUCGUCAGAGAAAUAUUCCCAUAAAGGAAACACCUGAAGAUGAAACUCUGGAUUUUCACUCUCCUAAACUUCCUGUGACCUGUGGUCAGGCAAAGGGGAUUUUAUACAAGGAGAAAAUGAAACAAGGCUCCUCAGAGAAGUGUAUUCAGAACGAGAAGGGACUUUGGUUCACACCAAGAGAAUUUGAAAUUGAAGGAAAACGGAAACAAUCAAAGAACUGGAAGCGGAGUGUGUUUUGCAGAGGAAAGAGCCUGGAACGGCUGCUGAAGAAAGGACUUUUGCUCUGUCCUUCAAGAAAAAGUCUCAAGAGAGAGCAGGAAGACUCCAGGGAAUGUGAGGUAUGCUGUAGAGGGGGGCUGCUGCUCUGCUGUGACACUUGUCCAAGGGCCUUUCAUGAGGACUGUCACAUCCCACCUGCGCAGGCCGAGAGGAGCCCGUGGAGUUGCACCUUCUGCAGGAUGAAGGAGUCUUCUGGAAGCCAGCAGUGUCUCGGGGAAUCUGGGGUCCUGGCAAGGCAGAUGCAGCCCGAGGAGCAGUUGAAAUGUGAGUUUCUCCUCUUGAAAGCCUACCGUCAUCCACAAAGCUCUUUCUUUACGGAGACCCCAUGUAAUAUUCGAGAUUAUGGUGAGCCCUUUAGGGAAGCCAUGUGGUUGGACCUGGUUAAGGAAAGGCUGGCUGAGAAAGUGUACACAGUGGCCUGGUUUCUACGGGACAUGCGCCUGAUAUUUCGCAACCAUAAAACAUUUUACAAGGACUCCGACUUUGGUCAGGUAGGACUGGAUUUAGAGGCAGAAUUUGAAAAGGACCUCAAAGAAGUGUUUAUUUUUCAUGAAGCCAAUGAGAACGGCCUCCAGGUUCCUCCUUGAUCCUGUUCUGGACGAACUAAGGCAUCCCAACUUCAGGAUCCAGAUGAUGUGGCCCUGGCCAUCCUUAGAUUGCCAACGAGUCUGGAAUGUUAUUGGUUGCUUGUUGAGUCAGAUCCAGACCCUUCAGAGCAUUGUCACACCCUCCACCGCCUUUUAUUGUUUCUUUUUAUAUUUCACACCUCCAAAAAAUUAAAUAUUUGCUUAAUACUAUUAAAUACCCCAUCACAGUUCAUAUUCUCCCCAUUGUCUCAUAAAUCUUUUUACAAUUGUUGUUUGAAUUGGGAUCCAAACAGCUUCCACACACUGAAUUUGGCUAAUCUAUCUCUUAAGGCUCUUUUAAUCUGUAAAUUCCCCACUGCCUUUUUUCCUUUCUGUCUACUCUUUGGAUAACCUGGGGUCUUUGUCC